Messenger RNA from Pieris brassicae (large cabbage white), 4996 nucleotides. It is a transcript of the gene papi, whose product is annotated as tudor and KH domain-containing protein homolog. Lineage: Eukaryota; Metazoa; Arthropoda; Insecta; Lepidoptera; Pieridae. The transcript is spliced from 13 exons. Gene Ontology annotation, molecular function: RNA binding. The record is from RefSeq and is a predicted model, not a curated record. Bases 113 to 1891 code for a protein of 592 amino acids. Gene Ontology annotation, biological process: spermatogenesis.
GAUUGGACAACUGUUGGUCAAUGUGAUUCGUGAUUAUUUAUUGUUUCACAAGUUACAAGUACGAAUAAUUUGGCAAGAAAAAUAUAUUUUUUGAGAACACUGUGGUUCCAUAAUGACAUUCAACACAAAAUUGAUGCUACCUGUAGCAUUAGGUUUUUCAAUUGUAACUGUGACAGCAUUUGUGGUCUAUUACGUCUUUAAAAAAGAAGAGGAAGGUGACAAAACUGUAAAAACAUCAAGAGUCAAUGUAAUUGAAAUGCAGGUGCCCAAAAGCAUUAUUCCUGCUUUAAUUGGUCGCAAUGGCUCUAAUAUCAAGGAAAUCGAACAGAAGUCAGGUGCGCUUACGCAUUUUAAGAAGUUUAGUGACAAAGAUUACGAUGUAUGUAUAAUUCGUGGACGGAGCAGUGCAACACAGCUUGCCGAAACGAUGAUACAUGACUUCAUUAAACAGCAGCCGAUCAUUGUUGCUGAUUCAAUAGAGGUCCCUGGGUGGACUGUCGGCAGGAUUAUUGGUACUGGCGGUGAAAAUAUAAACGACAUAAGCCAUACAAGUGGCGCAAAAGUAAAAGUGGAGUCUUUACCAGGUGGGAACAGCAACGAAUCACAAAAGAUAUCGUUUAAAGGCUCCAAAGAACAAAUUGAGAAGGCUAAGAAACUUGUGGACACCAUUGUGGCCCAGGAGAAGUGUAGACGCGAGGUGGAGCAAGCCAAACGCCCCCGUUUGCCCCUCGUCAGUCCAGCUCCCCUGGCCACGCCCGAAACAGGUGAACGCACACCCGCCAAGCAUGUCCGCUAUAAGACGCCUGAACCCCCUGGUCCAUCGAUCGAAGUGUACGUGUCAGCGAUUUCUUCGCCUUCGCGAUUUUGGGUGCAAUUCGUCGGCCCACAAGUCGCCCAACUCGAUGAUUUGGUCGCACAUAUGUCUGAAUAUUACAGCAAUAAGGAUAAUCGUAGUGCACACGCGUUAAAGUCCGUAUCGCUGGGUCAAGUGGUGGCAGCGGUGUUUCGUCAUGAUGGUCGUUGGUACAGAGCCCGCAUCGACGAUAUACGGCCGAACGAAUUCGACGCCACACAACAGGUAGCUGACGUGUUUUACUUGGACUACGGAGACAGCGAGUACGUCGCAAUGCACGAGUUGUGUGAACUGAGAGCUGAUCUUCUUAGACUACGAUUUCAGGCGAUGGAAUGUUUCCUGGCGGGGGUCAAACCAGCUUCCAUGGAAAAGGAGGAACCGAAACCUGGCGACUAUCCAAAAUGGCACCCACAAGCCGUCGAGCGGUUUGAGGAACUCUCGCAGGUCGCACGUUGGAAGGCAUUACAAUCAAAGACGUGUACGUAUAAGCGUACGUCUACGCUCUGCGGGGAAUUGGAUAAGGAGAUACCAGGGAUAAAGCUGUAUGACGUCACUGAUGAAGGAUCAGUGGACAUAGGCGAAACAUUAAUAGCCGAAGGAUGGGCUGUGGCCACAACCUCGGGGACAUCUACGCCUCACCACAUCCACUCGCCCCUUACACCUUUUGGGGACUUAUCUAACUCCAGGGUACUAGGAAUGCUCAACCCACGCGCUGCCUCAAUGCCCAAAGACCACAAAGAUGAUAGAGAAACUUCACCCCUUACACCAGAUUCUGUUAAAGAUAACCCAACAUCAAAAUCGCUGUCCGGCGGUCUCGAGGCAGCAGAUAAGCUUAAGUCAGUCUCAAACUUCGAUCUCUCUUACGAGUCAAGUAAACCGACCCCUACUGACGGUUCUCACGAGCUUCUCGAAAACGAGCGUCGGAUCGAGAAUGAAAUCCCAAAGGGUAACUUGAGGAACGAGAUUAAAGCGAAUAUGAAUAGAAUAGACUCGCAUCAUAGUAAUUUAGACAGCCUUGGGAGACAUGAUAAAUCUUAGAAUAUUCGUUGUGUAAUUUCAUACACUAAUCGUAACCACGAUAUACGAAAGACUUACUGAUGUUACAUUAAACUCAAAGAUUAAUUUCUGAAUAUUUUCAAUAAAAAGUGUAUAACCGUCCUAUAAAAUAAUUGGUUUCGUUGGAUUGGUUUGGUUUCGCGCUAAACAUCUUGUAGUAUUCUCGCAUAACGCGUUUGUAUUACCCCAUAUAACACGUCAUGUACAAAUGAUUCACGUUUAACUUUUCUCGUUAAAUGGGACUUAAAUCCUACAAAAAUAUAAUGUGUGAAAUGCCCGUGUUAUAUGGGGGAGUACUCGUGUUACACGAAAGACUGAAAUCGCGUUAUAGGAAUACCGUGUUAUAAGGGCCUUAACUGUAUAUUAUUAUGUUAAAAAACUCAUAAUAAAGUCUGGUCCUGGACACUAUCAAAAAUUUUCAAUAAAACAUUUGUAUGCUGUAUAUAAAUCAAUAUUUAAUGAAAUGUUAUGUCUAUCGAACUAUAAAGACGUCAACAUACUUUGUCAAUUGAAAUCCCACGACGUUUGUAUUAUAUAAUUCGAGUUUCAAUAGUUCGUGAUACGUGGUUACGAAUUUCAGUACAAAUGUAGGUGCUAAUUUAGUAUAUAAAGGCUCUUAUGAAAUUAUUUUCGUAUUCAAAAUUAUAUAACGUUAUAUCGUAUUACAAAACAAUUUAAGUGAUUUGAUAAAAAGAAAAAUAGAGAUACAUUGACAUAGUAAUUUUUUUAAUAUAUCGAAAUAUUACGCCCAUUUAUAAAUUAAAUCAGUUUUAAUACAGUACGUAAAAUCAUAUUUUGUCUAUUCAAAUAACACUGAAAUCUUCAAUCGCCUAAUUUUAUUUUCCCCCAGAAAUUCCCUAGGAUGCCCUCACCUCUGCGUAUGGUGGCAUGGACCAUGGUUUGAUUCUUUAAAGCGGCUGUCAUGUAAGGAUGCUUGGGGAAAUUAAAGUAAAGUUUCUAUAAUAGAAAAUGGAUUGACAGUUCAAGUUUUAUUUGGAUGUUUGGUCAAACUAAUGUACAAUAAUUAGUAAGGUUAUCCAGACGACUUGUGUUCUAACGAUGUGUUCGUACUUCUAAUUCGUUCAUAAACAGGUACGGUACAAUAACAUAAAUAUACUGACGUCUUUUAGAAUCUAGGAGAAAACACUUUGACAUGGCAACACUGAGAAAUCCAGAGGCUCAUUGCCUUCAAAUAUCUUAAGGUUUAAAGAUACAUCACGAUUAUACACAUUUAUUAAUGUAUAUUGUAAUCGCGUUUUAAGUAAAUUAUCGUUGGUGAAUUGCGCCAUCUAUCGGUAAGUAGGUGAACGAUUAUGAUUUUAAAAUUAUAUUUCGCCGUGAUUAAAAAGUGCUUGAGUUGUGAUAAGAUUGAUUUAUUUUUAUAAAUGGGAACGUUUCCGAUUUUUUUAAUACGUACUUAACGCCUAUUUUACAUAUUAUGUCCCACAACAUAAAUGUAUUUCACUUCAUUAAUAAAUGGUGUCUAUUUCUAUUGCAGCAUAAACAGUGUUUUAGUUUUAUAAGUAAAAAAAUAACAUAAUAGUUGAUGUUGUAUUUUUAGUUUUAAGUCAUCACGCAAGUACAUAACGCUUAUUCCAUACUAACAUCCCACCUAAUUCUGAUAUCUGUAAACUUGACAUGUCUACUUCAAAAGCAGUUAUAAAAUUUCUAAUAAAAUUAAUUUAAUAACUACAGUCCAUUUAUUCUGAAUUCAUUUACAAUGUAAACAAAGAUGGCGUACUUCAAGCGGAGACAAGGUAAGAUAUGGAAGUGUGCUAUCAUUAAUCUAAGAAUGUCUGAAAUUCUGAGUUGUGAAAUUUUAAGCCGAUGUUAAGUGAUACAGACACACUGCUCACAAGAACUAGUACGCUCUUUACUUGAAGGACCCUUAAUUAAAUUGGUUCGGAAAUAUGUAUGUAGUGGGCAACUGGUUCCACAUAGUGAUGGUACGCGGCAAAAGUUGCUUUAAGACUCAAUUGUUGAAAUACACUAUGUCGAACAGUAUCCAUACCUUAUAAUACAUAAGUGCAAGUAUUGACUAAAUAAUAGUGUUACAGAUACCGACAAACUUUUUGAACAAAUGUCUUUACGCAUAAGCGAUUUUUAGGUAUCACAGAGCGAUGGGAGAGUGACGUGUCGAGCGCGUGAUUGGUAAAUCAGUUGACGUUUGUGUCUCGCGCUGUGUACGAUGCGCAAAUUUCCCCCACUUCCUUGUUUAAUGCUCAAGAAGUUUGCCGGUAUUUGUAAAAAGAUUUAAUUUAUAUUUUUAUGACACAUCAAAAUUUCUCCACUCUAAAGCUCUGAGUGGAUCCUUACGGUAUUUUAACGGUAGUAGCAGAUCUCAGAAUUUGUAUUCCUGCAUGGUCUUCGUAUGACUUUGUGGGUACAUUAGUAUUUAAAACGUUAAUAUUUAUGUUAUCUAUUAGAUUAGUAUAGCAUCCAAGUUCUUGAAUCGUUAUUCGUAUCAGAAAAUUUCUUCAUACUACACAUUUAUACUUUAAAUCAAUUCACAACAAAUGGACAGAUUUUAUUAUUUUUUUAAUAAAAACAGAGACUUUAAAAUACAGGUGAACGCAACGGAUAUUUUUUUAAUAACGCACUAAAUAAAAAAAUUGAUCGGAAUAUCAAGUUGUAAUGGUUAAAAGAUUUAUUUUACCUGUACCUAGUAUAGAAAAUAAGUUUUCUAAAGUUCUCCUAAUUAAGUCAAAAAUCAUUUAUUAAUGUAGGUAACACAAUGUACGCUUAUGAACGUCAAAAAAGACAUAUAUAUUAAAUGCUUCUAAUUUUUACAUUUACUGCCAGUUCUCAAAUCAAGGGCGUAGAAUGGAAGAGAAGAACUGGCAAUAAACUCUCCGCCACUCUUUAAUCGCCAAGUUUUUUUUAAGCUGGUUAUUACUGUAAACGUAAUGCACCAGUGUGUGACACAAGUGUAUUCGUAUUAUAAAAAUGAGACGGAUGUCCGUGAUCAUGCUAUCAAAUACGAAUAAGAUAUUUUUUGUCAAGUUUAUAGUUAUUACGAGCAUAAAGCUAGCAUAUAACAAUGAUCUGUGAUUGUUUAGUUAGUAGAUAAUAAAUUUUUGAAAAAUG